Onthophagus taurus is the source of this 3109-nucleotide messenger RNA. Its product is annotated as nuclear valosin-containing protein-like. Lineage: Eukaryota; Metazoa; Arthropoda; Insecta; Coleoptera; Scarabaeidae. Gene Ontology annotation, biological process: ribosome biogenesis. Gene Ontology annotation, cellular component: nucleus. The record is from RefSeq and is a predicted model, not a curated record. Gene Ontology annotation, molecular function: ATP binding; ATP hydrolysis activity; RNA binding.
GCGUAAUUGCGGUGACGCGGAUUACAAAAACCGCCUCGUUUUUUCGUUUAGCAGAUGAUGGGAAAAAUAAGUACUUGCAGAGGAAUAGAAGUGAUACCGUUAAAUACUAAUAAUCAAAAAUAUCUUAAUCCAGUUGUGAAAAAGCACAGCCUGGAGGGGGAUAUGAAUAGGUUACCUUUCGUUGCCGCAGACAGGGUUUUAAUACCUCGCGUCCAAAAAGUAAGAUUUCGAGCAUUUUUCAUAUUCAUUCAAUCAUUAUCAUUAAUAGAAACUGAAUACAAUUUGAACUCUAAUUAAUAUUUUUGAAAAUUCAUUGCUACCAGUAAACAAGUAUUUAGAAUCGCAUGUGGACAAGGUAUACAUCACAAUUGAUGAUAUGGCUGAUGAGUUACAACGAACUUAUAAAGAGUAUGCGAAACGUAAGCGUGAAGGGUUUCGCGCGUCCGUUAAGCAAGCGUAUCUAUCAGUUUUACGAGCUUACGGUGUAAAUGACCAACAAGGGAGCUCUUCAGAAGAUUUAAGUGAUGAAGAAGUAGCUCCUGGUCACUUUAUGGAUGGUCAAUUGGCAGAUGUUUACAAAAGGAAUAUCCCAAAAACUCCUGUGGACUCAAAUGAACUCAUUGAUAUCAGCAGUGAUGAUUCUGACGAUGGAAGUAGGAUGAAAAAACCUACAAAUGGCCCAUCAACAUCCCAUGAGAAUACAGUUUUACCUGAAGACUUUGUCGAAACUGAAAUGUUAAAAAAUAAUGAAAGAUCAAGGGCGCAAAUGGGCCGUGGAAAAAAACGAAAGAUGGAUUCGUAUAAUACAUUGCUUUCUGUGAAAAGGAAGAAGACUGUGGCAAGUUUGGAGGAAUCAUUUGUUACCUUUAAAAAUGUAGGAGGAAAUGAAAAGAUUUUGGAGGAAAUUUGUAUGUUAUUAGUUCAUAUGAAACAUCCGGAAGUUUAUAGACAAAUUGGGGUUCCUCCACCGAGGGGUAUUUUAUUACAAGGACCAUCUGGAUGUGGAAAAACACUCAUUGCUAAUGCAAUUGCAGGGGAAUUAGAAGUUCCUUUAUUAAAAGUAUCCGCAUCGGAAUUAAUCCAUGGAGUAGCUGGAGAAAGUGAAGAGAGAAUUCGUGAACUUUUCGAAAAAGCAAUCGUGGCAUCUCCUUGCGUAUUAUUUAUCGACGAAUUAGAUACAUUAAUGAAAGGUAAAAAUCAAAAAGAUCAAAAAUCGAUGCAUCAUCGAAUCGUUUCUCAAUUGCUAUCAUCGUUAGAUGAUUUGAGUAAAAACGAAGGGGCCGAUCAAGUUCUUGUAAUAGCAGCAACAAAUAAACCCGAACGAUUAGUUUCUUCGUUAAAACGAGCGGGACGAUUUGAUAAAGAAAUCAAUUUAGGAGUUCCGAGUUAUGACGGUCGAUUGAGUAUUUUAAAGGUUUUAUCGUCGAAGUUAAAAUUGGCUGAAGAAUUUACGUUUGAAUCGAUUGCGAAACAUACGCCGGGUUAUGUUGGAGCUGAUUUGGUGACGUUAAUUCGAGAAGCAGCUAUGAUGGCUGUUAAUCGAGCGUAUACUGAUGUUCAAGAAAAAUUAAGUUUGAAAAGAGCGAUGGCACUGCAAAAAUUAGAAGAGGAAAAGGCUAAAGCAGAAGCUUCUUUAAUUACUAAACAAAAUGAAGAAAAAGAUAAAGAAGAAGCCAAAGAUGACGACGAUGACGAAGUGGUUGAUAUUGAAACAACUGAUAAAAAAGAUGAUGAAGAGAAAGAAGAAUGUGCAGGUGGUGAUGCUGUUGUUAUUAUCGAUGAUGAUGUAAAAGAGAAAGCUCAAGUUGAGGUGAAUAAAGAAGAUCAAUUAGAAGAACCUUUAGUGAAUCCCGCAACUUUGAUUGAUUUUAAACAAAAAACGAAAUUAGAGGAGUUAUUGUCUUGGUUACAUAGGGAAAUACCUUUCGAUGAUAAACAUUUAGGGGAUGUUUGUAUUAGUAUGGAUGAUUUUGCUAGAGCCUUAAAAAUCGUUCGACCAUCUUUACAAAGGGAGGGAUUUGUUACAAUCCCAAAUAUAACAUGGAAUGAUAUUGGAGCCAUGAAUGACAUCAGGCAAGAGUUACAACUAUCAAUACUUGGACCUAUUCAGUAUACAAAACAAUUUAAAUCACUUAAAACGUCAACAAAAGGGAUCUUAUUAUGUGGACCACCAGGUUGUGGAAAAACAUUAGCUGCUAAAGCAAUUGCUAAUGAAGCAGGAAUUAAUUUCAUUUCAAUUAAAGGACCUGAAUUGUUAAAUAUGUAUAUAGGAGACAAUGAACAAGCAAUUCAAGCUUGUUUUGAAAAAGCACGAUACUCGGCUCCAUGCGUUUUAUUUUUAGAUCAAUUUGAUGUUUUAUGCGCUAAAAGAUCAGAUACAAAUAAUAAUGAAUCAUCAACAAGAAUUUUGAAUCAAAUGAUUACCGAAAUUGAUAAUAUAAACGGCAUUGAAGGCAUUUAUUUUAUAGCUGCUUCAAAUAAACCUGAUAAUAUAGAUCCAGAAAUUUUGCAACUUGGACGUUUAAAUAAAAUUUUAUAUGUAGACUUGCCUUCGUCAUCAAACCGACCAGAUAUAUUACGCGUAAUAACAAAGGGUGGUACGCAUCCUUUAUUAGGAAUAGAUGUUGAUCUAGAAAUUAUUGGAAAAUCAGAAGAGUGUGAUGGAUUUACAAGUGGAGAUUUAGUUCAGUUGGUGGAAGCAGCGACGAUGGAAUCUAUUAAAGAAAUUAUUCAGGCUGGAGAAGUAGAAAAAGAAGUUGUUGUCACUACAGAGCAUUUUAAAAAGGCCGUUGCAAAAGUUAAACCGGCACUUAGCGAAAAAGAUCUGAAACAUUAUGAAAAGUUGAAGAAGUUAUUUGGUACGAAAUCACCUGAGAAUGAUUUUGAGGAGAUGGAAUAUAGUUAGGAUUAACUGAAGAAUUAUGUUAACGCGAUGUUUAUCAUACAGAGUGUCUCAUGGAGCUGUUAGAAUUUUUUCAAUUUUUUAAAAUAUAAAUUUGUGUUAUCUUGUCAGUUUGUAGCUGGAUAUCUUGUACCACUCAAAUUAUAAUAGACCAUUUAAGCUGUAUUCAUAUGAAAAGUCUCCAACUAAUUAUAGGUUUAGUUUUCA